AUGUCGUCGCCAGGUCCCAGCAAUAUUGAAUUGGCAGUACAGGGGCUUAGCGUUAAAGUCGUGGGCUAUAACUGCCGGUUCAGCCUAGGAUUUAAUGUAGAUAUGCGGCUUUUGGCUGCAAGUCUCUUAACCGCUGAUUAUAACCCUCGGUAUCCCACUGUUCGUGUCCGCCUCACAAGUCCACAAUGCUGUAUCUCUGUAAGCUACCACGGGCACUGUACCAUCUUCGGUUGCGAAAGCGUGGCCCAAGCAGCAACUGCUGCCGCCGUCUUCCUUAAGCUUCUGAAUGAGAUUGAAGAGUUUGUUGGUCUUGCACGGCCGUCGCCUUUAACCGUUGUCUCUAUUACCUGUCUCACAGACCUUGGCCAUGGAAUUCGUCUCGACGCAGCUGCAGCUGCCACAAUUAGCGUAUUCUCAUCAGCCAUGUACCAGCCCGAGAUCAUGCCAUCACUACAGGUCGUCUUCAAGAUUGCCGAGCGCAAUAUAUGCUGCUCUGUUUUCGCCGAUGGCCAGGUCACGAUCGUUGGCGCACGGAACAUCUUCGAUGCACGCGAUGUUAUCACAAAGCUGUACGAGGGAUUGUUCGAUUACUUUAUAACAUAA
Messenger RNA from Giardia duodenalis, 603 nucleotides. RefSeq names its product TATA-binding protein-like factor. The transcript has a single exon. Bases 1 to 603 code for a protein of 200 amino acids. Lineage: Eukaryota; Fornicata; Diplomonadida; Hexamitidae. Gene Ontology annotation, biological process: DNA-templated transcription initiation. The record is from RefSeq and is a predicted model, not a curated record. Gene Ontology annotation, molecular function: DNA binding; RNA polymerase II general transcription initiation factor activity.